Molecule: messenger RNA, 5054 nt
Organism: Clupea harengus (Atlantic herring)
Lineage: Eukaryota; Metazoa; Chordata; Actinopteri; Clupeiformes; Clupeidae
Gene: cnnm3
Product: metal transporter CNNM3
Exons: 10
Coding region: 350-2656 (768 amino acids)
Biological process (GO): transport; magnesium ion homeostasis
Cellular component (GO): plasma membrane
Molecular function (GO): transmembrane transporter activity
Source: RefSeq, a predicted model, not a curated record
UAACUCGGACCUCAGAUUUUGAAUGUAAUUUCUUUAAAUAUUGAUGACAAUCGACAGAAUUGUUUGUCUGUCUACGUUGCCGAAUAUGGUGAAUAUGGGCGUGUCACCGCUUGACUUUCCUUUCUCUUAUUGGCUUUUCAAGAAUCACAAGAUCCUAUUGGCCAGUAAUUGAUGAUGAGUAGUUCCGGUUGCACGAAAACUGAACCCAUAUUGGCUCAAAACAUCCCAAAUGCAGAAGGGCGCUUCGUGCCAUUUUAGAUCCAAUAUGGCGAUAACAGUAUGCCAGUUUUCUGCAAAGUUUUGUAUGGUUUGUAAAACAGAAGUAGGAGGGUAGUUGCAAAACUGAGCAAUGUCACGUGAUUCACACAAAACCGAGCUGCCCAAUUCCAAUAUGGUGGUCAGCUCUGCAGGCUUACGUUUCUUGUUGAUGAUAUUGUUUCUCUGCGGGUUCGGCGCGUCCAGCCAACAAGCCCCGCAGGUUUUGGGGCUCCGACUGGAAAACCCCCAAGAUCAGGUGUUUAUGCGCGAGAGGAUUAUCUCGGCGCCGUACGGGUCUAGUUUCAAGCUCAGAUUGUUCGGCACCUACCUUAAUGGGACUUGGCCGUGGGUCGCUUUCGCACGAGCUGCGCGAGGGGAAGCAGGUGCUAUCGGAGACGCAGCGGAUCCUUGUGAGCAAGAGAAGCGACGGAACUCGUCCGCGUUCAAGAUUUCUGGGAAGUUUGGGCCGGACGAGCCGUAUAGUGGACUAAUAACGGUCCAGGCGGAAAAGAGCAUCCCGGCCGCAUCCAAGGAAGAGGAUGCCAUUCUGAUUUACCAUCACUUGUGCAUUUGGCAAGGCCACAAAUGGGCUUCAGCUGGUCCCGAUAGGUUGCGUAUCCUGACCGAACCCCUGCUGCCUCAUGAGUACAUUCCAGCUUGGGGAGUGGCGAUAACAAUAAUUAUUCUUCUAGUUGCUUGUGCGAUACUUAGAGGUCUUAACAUCAGCUUGCUGUGGCUUGACCCAACUGAGCUGUACGUGCUACACAGUUGUGGUUCCGAAAAUGAGAAACGAACAGCGAAACGCCUGGAGCCCGUACGCAGGAGAGGGAACUUCCUGCUGUGCUCGCUGUUGUUUAUUUCAUCUCUGGGCCACUCCGUUCUCGGUGUGCUGUUCUACCGGGCCCUGGGUUCCAUCGCGCCCGCGGUGUUCACCAGCGCUAUUCUCAUCUUCCUGCUAGCAGAACUGCUGCCGCACGUGAUAUGCUCCACGUACGGGUUCCAGCUUGCACCGGGCUUGACGUGGCUCGCACAGGUUUGCAUGAUCGUGACAUGCCCACUGUCGUGUCCGCUCGGGCUGCUGCUGGACCUGGCCCUCAGACGCGACGUCAGCGUGUACGGCCUGCGGGAGAAGAUCAUGGAGAUGAUUAGGACCAACGUGAACGACCCGUACAAUGAGUUCGUCAAAGAGGAGUUUAGCCGUGGAGCGCUCCGAACCAAAACCGUGGAAGACAUCCUCACCCCAGUAAAAGACUGCUUUAUGCUUCCUUCCACCUCCGUGUUGGACUUCGGUACCAUGUCGGAGAUCAUGCAGAGCGGCUACACGCGGGUCCCUGUGUACGAGGAAGAGCGCUCCAACAUAAUUGAGAUCCUCUAUGUCAAGGACUUGGCCCUGGUUGACCCCGACGACUGCACCCCGAUGACCACCAUCACCAAGUUCUACAAUCACCCGCUGCACUUUGUCUUCAAUGACACGAAGUUGGACGCCAUGCUGGAGGAGUUUAAGAAAGGUAACUCUCACAUGGCCAUCGUGCAGAAGGUGAACAACGAGGGCGAGGGGGACCCCUUCUAUGAAGUGCUGGGGGUGGUCACCCUGGAGGACGUUAUUGAGGAGAUUAUCAAGUCUGAGAUCCUGGACGAGUCUGAUGGCUACAUGGAGCUGAAGGUCAAGCGUCCUCUGCCUCCUUUGGAGAUCCCACUGGAGCCACGCAGCAUGAGCGAGGAGUUCUCCCUCUUUAAGACGCCGGAGGGAGAGCCCAAGAUCCGCACUUCCCCACAGCUGCUGCUCGCAACCCACCGCUUCCUCUCAAGAGAGGUGGAGCACUUCAGCCCGCUGCGCAUGUCUGAGAAGGUGCUGUUGCACCUGCUGCGCCACCCCAGCGUCAACCAAGAGGUCAAGUUUGACCCCUCCAACCGCCUGAGCCCCGACCACUACCUCUACACCCGAAACCAUCCGGUGGACUACUUCAUCCUGUUGCUGCAGGGAAGGGUCGAGGUGGAAAUUGGCAAAGAGGGCCUGAAGUUUGAGAAUGGAGCCUUCACCUACUAUGGUGUGUCUGCACUAACAGCACCCUCUUCAGUGCACCAGUCUCCCGUCUCCACCCACCGUAGCUCGCCACGGGACCCCUUUGAGGUGGGCGACGCCACCAGCCCCUCCAGCUACUGCCCAGACUACACGGUUCGCGCCCUCACCGACCUGCAGUUCAUCCGGGUGACGCGUCUGCAGUAUCUGAAUGCCCUCAGAGCAUCCCGUUUCGCCCAAAGCCCCGAACCCCCUGAGAUUAAGAUCCUGCCCAACAGCCAGACCAAGCUUCUGAAUGAGAGGAACACUAGCCAAGGUACGUGGAAGGACUUUCCUGUUCACUUUUCAUUCUUUGACACUAUCGAGAACUUCGGUUAGCACUGUCUGCAUGAGCUCCCUCAGGAGAUAGAGAGUAAGGAACGAGCCGGACCCAGGAGGGGGCUUCUGGAGACGAGACUCGAAGCUGAAACUCCCUUCAACCCCAGUUAGCCAAAACUUUUAAACGAUUUUAAACGAAUCAAUUUAAUUUUUACAUUUUCUUAAAGAAAACAACUAGGAGACUAGAAAAAAGAGAAAUCAGUUGUUUAUCUCUGUAAAUGUAGCAUUUGAGCCAGGUAAGAGGGGUUAUUUUAUUUUUAUUUAUUUUUUAUUUUUGGAGCAGGCAGUGGAAUAGACUCCUGCCUUCAAGAGCAGUACAGUUUGAGGGCCUAUGUUUUUUCCUUGAUGGAUUGCGAAGGACCAAUCACCUGUUCCCCACCCAACCACCCUACCUACCCACACAUGCCACCACCGCCAUCUUUCAAAGGAUUCGUCUAUGGAGGAUCGAACUUAGACACUCCCGCCCUUACCAGCACACACACACACACACACACACACACACACACACACACACACACACACACACACACACACACACACACACACACACACACACACACACAGAGACCAGACCAGAAUCUGAAGGCACCAGGAACUGCUCUGACACGCUCAAAGUCGUUAUGCUGCAAGCACACUCCACACACUGACAGGACAAAACAAAUCCGCUCUUUGCAGAAACAUGCUCUUCCAAACUAAUCUCUACUGUCUUCACUCUGUUAGCUUCUGAUGUGUGUAUGUGUGCCAAAGUUAACCCUGUCAUACAGUUCUGUUGUGUUUGAAUUCCAUGUUAAGUGUUUGUUCUGUAGUCGAAUUUGCUCCUGUUUAUCUCUUCUGAAGCAGCCCUGCAUUGCAUCCUCAGUUUGUAUUGUAAACUUUCCAUGUGCACUUUUGAAGGCUCUGUACUGAAGACCUGCUUCCUCGCGUGUGUGUGUGUGUGUAUGCGUGCGUGCGUUCAAGCAAUGAGACGACUGAGGCAGAUCCAUUCAUUUUCUGUGCACAACUGCAUGUGCACAACUUUAUUUUUCAUAAAUAAAAAAACGACUGGUACGUCCUUGAACAUCUCCAGCUACUGAAGGUAGCCAUGCUGGCGCUGGUCAGGCACACUGAUCACAUCAUGUUAAUAAGAUUUUUGUUGUUUUUCUUUUUAUUUGCUCUUGAUUUUGUUUUGUAAACUUUUCAGUGCAAUGAUGUUUGGUGCCUAGAUGAAAAUGAAAAUGAACACUAGCUGUAAAGAAAGGAAAACAACAUGCCAAAGUAGUAUUUGUUUCUACGAGCUUCAGAGAUGCAUGCGUCCUGUAAGCAGGAAGCCUUUGUGAAAAUCCACGGCAUUUUUUUGGUUUUGUUUUGGUUACUGACAUCUAGGUGCCUCUAGUCUCUAAGCAAGGUUGUUUGCCAAUAUUUCUCCCUCUGUGCCAGUGUUAUGUUAUGAAUCUACAAUCCAUUCCAAGGUUUGGGACAUCAGAGUGAGUCAGGUUGUCAUCAUCUCUGUAUGUGGGUGUUUUUGUUUUUAUUGCUGUUUUUUUUUUUUUUCCUUUGUAACAUAAUGAUCUCAGACAGCACUGUGCCAUACAUUUGGGCUGCCAAUCAUCAUCGGCUGUGUUUUGCCUUUAAGUUAAACAUUCCAACCCCAUUUGUGUGUGUGUGAGAGAGAGAGAGAUGCAGAAAAGUGGGAGACACAUUCAUCAGUGUUUAGUCUUAAAGGACAUGUUUCAGGAAAAGUGCAUUGUAGCAUCAAACCUUCUCUAUUCACUAAAGACCUCUCCCACAGCGCUUGAGGCCUGUAGACAUUUAACCAUGUUUCAAAAAGUUCAUGUACAUGGUGCCAGCUGUCUUCUCGUCAGGAAAAGAAUGUACUCUUUUUCUUUUUUCCUUUUGUUCUUUUUUUUUUUUUUUAGUAGUCAUUUUCUCUUAUCUUUGAGUAACGUCAAGAACUGUUUUCUUGAGAAUGACCAUGUGAUUCCAAGUAAAUAUUUUUCAGCUGUUAUAUAUAUAUAUUGUACUGUAUGUGCAGUUGUAUAGGCCAAUUUAUAUUGUAUGAAUGAAUGUAUAUUGUAAAAUAACCCAUUACUUGUGCUACCUUACAGGAGAAUGCUGGGAAUUUUGGUAGGGUAAGGAUCGCUGUAUAUAAAAAUCUGAAUCUAUAUAUAACAGAGACUAUAAAUAAAAAUUAGCUGUUAGGUAAAGUUUUUCAGGUACAAGAAUAAAGUGCAGUUACCAGGGAACAUGUUUAGGUUAAUGUAUAGGUAUCAUUCUGACAAGCUUCUCUUUUUCCUUGUUCUAGAGUCUUCUAAUUGAUUUGUGUUCCUGUAAUGCAUACAAUGAGUGCAUCAAUCCUUUGCAUCGAAUGCUUUCAAUCUCAACUGUUUGAUAAGAAAUAAACAUAACCCUGUACAAAAAA